UAAUGAUUGUAUAUAAGUUCACUUCGAUGUAAAUCAUUCAUCCGUAAUUCGUGUAUUGAUAACCUAUGACUAGUAAUUAUCGGAGAAUGUCGAUAUAUAUAGGUUUUGUGGUAGUUUUAAUAUUCUUUUGUUUAGUAUUGAAUACAAAUUGUUCUAUUUUCAAAGAAUUUACUGCUCAUAAACGCGAUUCCCCGCUCGAUGAUGGAAACAAGAUUAUAUACUGUCCUGCAGGACCUCCGGGACCACCAGGACCAACGGGGUUACCCGGGAUACCUGGACGUGAUGGACGGGAUGGUAAGACUAUUAUUGAACUGGAUAAACAUGGUGGAUUAUGUGCCCAACCGUUACCAACAACAUGUCCUGAAGUUACAUCGCCAAAUUCUCAGCCACCACCAUUUCAACCAUCGAUGACAAGCCCAAAACCAACAGUUAUUCCUCUUGGAACACAGCAAAACCCCGGAUGGUCUUGUCAGGAGAUAUAUAAUCUACACCCAGAAGCCAUCAGUGGUCCUUAUUGGCUCAAGACUUAUCAUGAGCCUUAUCAGACCCAUUGUGAAAUGAUCAACGAAGAAGGUCCGAAUCGCGGAGGAUGGACAUUAGUUGCAAGGGUUGAUGGGAACACAAAUGAUUUUGCAGGGAUAAGUCCAACGUGGACAAACUCUGAUUUGAUCAACGAAGACGAUGCGACGGAUCACAAGACUGGAUCAAUGAAGAACCACGGUUGGGGCCAUAUUGUUAACAAUCAGUUGAUGGCGUGUUUCAGUGGACCACAUCAAAAUUGUGCUACAUUUACUCACAAUAAAGAGAUGACAUUAGCAGAUCUAUUCAAGACACAGUUUGCUGUUGAAACAUCCGAACAUUAUACAUUCAAAACAUUGAUGGGACGAUUUGGUAAAUCACUGGAUAUAUCGCAGUUGAAAACGGAAUGGUGUGGUUUGAAUUUGGGUGAUUUAUGUAGUCUGGCGCACCCACCAAGCAGGUAUCAUGGCACCCAUGUAUGUCGCAUUGGUUGUAUAGGAGACUCGAGUAACGACAGUUGUCAUCCCCAGGAUUACGCUUUGGGUAUUGGUGUGGCCGUUUGUCAACGUGGAAGCCAUCAAAAAACAAAAAGAUGUUCACUGAAAAAUAACUCAGCUAAAAGCCUAUAUUAUAGAACAUUAAUGAACCAACAACAUGGUAGUUAUGGUCAGACUGCUUUUAUUUAUAUAAAAUAAAUAGAUUGUUACUGGAUUAAAGUAUUUCAUCUAUCGAAGUUAUAAAAGUUGAAUACGAGUUUUUGGCAAAUGACUUUUUAAAAAAUAAUAAAAUUGGGGUCAGAGAAUUGAACCAUCGAGUAA
Molecule: messenger RNA, 1337 nt
Organism: Xenia sp. Carnegie-2017
Lineage: Eukaryota; Metazoa; Cnidaria; Anthozoa; Malacalcyonacea; Xeniidae
Source: RefSeq, a predicted model, not a curated record